This is a messenger RNA of Pseudoliparis swirei, 2800 nucleotides long. It is a transcript of the gene rxrba, whose product is annotated as retinoid x receptor, beta a. Gene Ontology annotation, cellular component: nucleus; RNA polymerase II transcription regulator complex. The record is from RefSeq and is a predicted model, not a curated record. The coding region runs from base 224 to 1636 and encodes 470 amino acids. Lineage: Eukaryota; Metazoa; Chordata; Actinopteri; Perciformes; Liparidae. The transcript is spliced from 13 exons. Gene Ontology annotation, biological process: positive regulation of transcription by RNA polymerase II; cell differentiation; retinoic acid receptor signaling pathway. Gene Ontology annotation, molecular function: retinoic acid-responsive element binding; zinc ion binding; nuclear steroid receptor activity.
GGGCACCAUGACCACACGACCCCUCUCCCACUGCGGGGCGAGACCCCGGGCUGCUCGGCUUCGCAGUGGUUCUGGGUCAAUGUUCAACUACCCGUUUUUGGUUUCCCAAAAGAACUCUGGCCCGGACCUCAGUCCGCGGUCUAGAGUUUGACAGCGGGCCGUUUGAGACGGGAGUACGCCGGCGUGUAGCUGCCAGUCAGCCCCCUGUGGCCCGACCGCCACCAUGGGAGACAGUAGAGAUUCCCACAGCCCGGACAGCUCGUCCGUCUCCUCCCCUCCGUCGGGGCAGCGCUCGCCUCCGCUGGUUCCCUCGCCCGCGGCGUCCAUGACCUCGCCGCCUCCCGUCACCACCAGCGGGGUCAACAGCCCCAUCAGCAGCAUCGGCUCGCCCUUCUCCGUCAUCAGCUCUUCGCUGGGCUCGCCCUGCCUCCCCGGCACGCCGUCGGUGGGCUACGGCCCCAUCAGCAGCCCGCAGAUCAACUCCACCGUGUCCAUGUCCGGGCUCCACGCGGUGAGCAGCUCCGAUGACGUGAAGCCCCCGUUGGGCUUGCAGCAGAUGUCUCCCCGGAGUCCGGGGCCGAUGCUUUCCCAGAAGCGCCUCUGUUCCAUCUGCGGAGACCGAUCUUCUGGUAAGCACUACGGCGUCUACAGCUGUGAGGGCUGUAAAGGCUUCUUCAAGAGGACGGUGCGCAAAGACCUGAGCUACACCUGCCGGGACAGCAAAGUGUGCAUGGUGGACAAGAGGCAGAGGAACCGCUGCCAGUACUGCCGCUACCAGAAGUGCCUGGCCAACGGCAUGAAGAGAGAAGUGGCCAAGAUGAACGACAGAUCCGUCCAAGAGGAGCGUCAGAGGAACCGGGAGCGGGAAGGCGAGGCGGAGUCGACCAGCGUGGUGAACGAGGAGAUGCCCGUGGAGAAGAUCCUGGAGGCGGAGAUGGCCGUGGAGCACAAGACGGAGCUCCACACGGACGAAGGCUCCGGGGGCAGCUCUCCCAACGAUCCCGUCACCAACAUCUGCCAGGCGGCCGACAAGCAGCUGUUCACGCUGGUGGAGUGGGCGAAGAGGAUCCCUCACUUCUCCGAGCUGGCCCUGGACGACCAGGUCAUCCUGCUGCGAGCAGGCUGGAACGAGCUCCUGAUCGCGUCGUUCUCCCAUCGCUCCAUCUCCGUGAAGGACGGCAUCCUGCUGGCCACCGGCCUGCACGUCCACAGGAGCAGCGCUCACAGUGCCGGCGUGGGGGCCAUCUUUGACAGGGCGCACAAUGCCGAGGUUGGGGCCAUAUUUGACAGGGUGCUGACGGAGCUGGUGAGCAAGAUGAGGGACAUGCAGAUGGACAAGACGGAGCUGGGCUGCCUGCGGGCCAUCAUCCUCUUCAACCCGGACGCUAAAGGUUUGUCCAGCCCCAGCGAGGUGGAGCAGCUGAGAGAGAGGGUGUACGCCUCGCUCGAGUCCUUCUGCAAGCAGAAGUACCCCAAUCAGCAGGGCAGGUUUGCUAAGCUCCUCCUCCGGCUGCCGGCGCUGCGCUCCAUUGGUCUGAAGUGCCUGGAGCACCUGUUCUUCUUCAAGCUGAUCGGCGACACGCCCAUUGACACCUUCCUGAUGGAGAUGCUGGAGGCCCCCCACCAGCUCACCUAGAGGACGCCGCCGGGCUCGGCCCAGUCCGGGUCCCACGCACACCAGGAUCGGCCACAAGCCCCCCCCCUCCCCCACGUUGGGCCGCUAGGCCCCUCCCUGCUGGUUUUACUGUUCCGGCUCUGUCACACACACACACACACCACGAUUUAUCACGACGCUCAUGAAUUGACAUGCAACACGUGGAUAACAUGGAUGAGCAACAUGCUAACACACUCUCACACACAUGUGGACCGUCUGUUCCCCGAGCCCGCUUCCCCCCCCACAGGGGUAACGACUCAAAGACACGCCCCCUUUUUAUCACACACAGUGGCAUAAACAUCCUAAAUCCACCUCCGAUGUUCCCGUGUGGCGGUGAGCCAGGCGUACGGCCCCUGGGGGUUUUACAUAUUCAUGUGUGGGCGUGGCUUAAGAUCCGGGGCCGUUGGUCCUCCGGCGGACCGGCAGCGCAUCCCGGUAACGUCGAAACGCGUUCUGCUUGUGUUUGAAUAAUCAUGCUGAAACUUGUUUUAGUUUCUAUUUUUGAAGUACUGUACUCAUGAAAUGAGAGCUUUUUUUUUUUUUUUUUCAAGGCAUUGAAAUCCGGGGCAAGGGGAGCGGGAGCACUUUGUUGAACAGACUCCGCCCCCUCCCCCGACCCUGACGCACAGUGGGCUUUGUAAGACGAAGAAUGACUUGAAUCUUUCUUAAUUUCCUUUCUUCUUUCAUCACUAUUUAGGCAGUUUGUUGGCAUGGAAGUAGCGUUUCACGCGAGGGUCUGACAGGAAGUACCGCUUCACGCGAGACACGCCGUCUCCCCGCCGCGCUCCUCCCCCAUGCGCCGGUGGUCAUUUAUGCACUUUUUGUGAGCUGUGGCUGUGUAAAUGUUCCCGUCUCCUAGAAAUGACCGUGGACUCUCGGAGGCCUCAGAGGACCUGAAGGUACCGACCGUGGGGUUUUCUUAUUACUGCGUGGUCGUCCAAUCAGAUGCGAGGAUUUUGUGAUGGCACUUGCUCAACGACGGGGGCCACUUCCUGUCCAGAGGAACACGGCGAGGUGUAGCUGGAGGCUGAGGUUUAGAAAAAGCUGAAGCUCAAAGAUGUAAGAUAUUUAAAAGAAAAAGAGCAUCUGAUAUAUUUUGACGUGGCAAUAAUGCAACAUGUCAAUCAAUGUCACAUCUAACUCGUC